UAACUCGCACAUUAAAUGAAAGUCUGUUUAUCCGGGCCGAGCAUCCCCGCCGGUGCUGGCGUGGGCGGGAGGGGCCAGAAGAGCUGCGGGGCCUCUUGUGGGGGGAGGGCGGUGAGCAGGGCUUGUCAGGGGUCUUCUCCCCACCGUGUGCGCCGCCCGGAGCCCGGAAUCCCGCGGUGGCCUCGCGGCGCGUUGGGUGAGGGGCGGCCCCGCCCUCCCGGUAGGGAGGUGGCGGCCCCACGCGCCCUGGGGGCGGGGCUUCUGGGGCGGUGCCUAGUCGGGCCCGCGCGGCCAUUGGCUGGGCCGCCGGCCCACCCGGCCUUAGUUUCCCGCGGGCUCCGGGGCCCGGGGGCGGCCCGGGGGCGGGGCCGGGCUCGGACUACGCAGGGCGGAGCCCCGGAGCGACGCGGCCGCCCCGCCCCGGCCCAUAACCGGCGCCGCCGCCGCCGCCACGACCGAGCGCAGGAGCUCGGACCCGAGGCCGCCGCCGGGCCCCCCACCCCGCCCGCCAUGGCCGCGCCCCGCGCUCUGGCGGCCGGCACGCCCGCGCCUGGGAAGGCCGCGCUCACGCACCCGGGGAAGGCGAUCCUGGCAGGCGGCCUGGCGGGUGGCAUCGAAAUCUGCAUCACCUUCCCCACCGAGUACGUGAAGACGCAGCUACAGCUGGACGAGCGCUCGCACCCGCCGCGCUACCGGGGCAUCGGGGACUGCGUGCGGCAGACGGUCCGCAACCAUGGCGUCCUGGGCCUGUACCGCGGCCUCAGCUCCCUGCUCUACGGCUCCAUUCCGAAGGCGGCCGUCAGGUUCGGGAUGUUCGAGUUUCUCAGCAACCACAUGCGGGACGCCCAGGGACGGCUGGACAGCACGCGCGGGCUGCUGUGCGGCCUGGGCGCUGGUGUGGCCGAGGCCGUGGUGGUCGUGUGCCCCAUGGAGACUAUCAAGGUGAAGUUCAUCCAUGACCAGACCUCCCCCAGCCCCAAAUACAGAGGAUUCUUCCAUGGGGUCAGGGAGAUCGUGCGGGAACAAGGGCUGAAGGGGACGUACCAGGGCCUCACGGCCACCGUGCUGAAGCAGGGAUCCAACCAGGCCAUUCGCUUCUUCGUCAUGACCUCCUUGCGCAACUGGUACCGAGGGGACAACCCCAACAAGCCCAUGAACCCUCUCAUCACUGGCGUGUUUGGAGCCAUCGCGGGCGCAGCUAGUGUCUUCGGGAACACUCCCCUGGACGUGAUCAAGACCCGGAUGCAGGGCCUGGAGGCACACAAGUACCGCAACACGUGGGACUGCGGCCUGCAGAUCCUGAGAAACGAGGGGCCCAAGGCGUUCUACAAGGGCACUGUCCCCCGCCUGGGCCGGGUGUGCCUGGAUGUGGCCAUCGUGUUCGUCAUCUAUGACGAGGUGGUGAAGCUGCUCAACAAAGUGUGGAAGACGGACUGAACCCUGGGGUCUGCGCAUGGGCUGCCCCCAGCGCCCCCUUUUCACAAUUCCAGUGCAGUUGUGCCAAAAGGCCCCCUUCCCCUGUCCUUCACAGUCCAUGGCCCAGGGCUGUCCCCUGUGGCCGUCAAGUCCAUGUGUCCCCUGUGGUCUGUAUGACACCACCAUGGUGUCCAUGUGUCCAGCUGAGACCGGGUGUUCCUCUGGCCUGUGAAUCUGUGCCCACUUGUCCACGUGCUUACUCGUGUGCCUGUGUUUCAUGUUUCGUGUCCUGUGACCCUGUGCCCCAGUUCCCGGGGUGCCCGUGUGGCCUGGGUCAUGGCCCUGUAGCCAUGGCCUGGUCCCAGCCCGGUGCCUUCCACCCUGGGCAGCAGGGGCAUCACCCCGGCCUACCACAGCUGCCUCCGGGCCUCAGCCUGGCCUCACUGCAUUCCAGGGGCUGCGUACCCCCCGCUUCUCCCGCCACUGGCCUUAACCAGCCCUUGGGCCCUCCCUCCGCCCAGGACAGGGUGGCACCUGCCACUCUCAGGACCACCCUUCCAAGGCAGAAUAAACUGGAUCCUGUUGCA
Eubalaena glacialis (North Atlantic right whale) is the source of this 2003-nucleotide messenger RNA. RefSeq names its product solute carrier family 25 member 1 (gene SLC25A1). The record is from RefSeq and is a predicted model, not a curated record. Gene Ontology annotation, biological process: mitochondrial citrate transmembrane transport. NCBI's taxonomy places the organism in Eukaryota, Metazoa, Chordata, Mammalia, Artiodactyla, Balaenidae.